AGCAGGAUUCCACGAGUAAGUUAUGACGAAAACGUCAAUGUAUUAUCGAAUGAUAUGGAUUUACACAUAGAUCCGCAAUGCCUGAGUUUUGUUUAAGUUGUCUGCAUCAAUUCAGUAAACGUCACACGUCACCUAUCCCAAUUUGACAGAAGUGACAUACAAAAAAAAAGAGCAAAGAAGUGAAGAAACGAAUUAAGAAAGUAGACAACAUGUACACGACGAUUUUUUUCUAAUUGAAAUACCAAGAAAAACGACUUGUUGGAAUCGAUUUUGAAUGGUGUGUGUGACGAGACUGUAGCAUUUAAUAGCGGAAAUCAUCAGUUGAAUCGAGCCGAAAACCACGACCGUGCAUUUGUGAGCUGAAAUCUCUUUUGGUGAUUACCGCACACAAAUUGCAAAAUCAUGUCUCUGCCAGGCAACGGAAUAUUCGUGCUACGAGGCGAAAUCUCCACAUUGAUGACAGCCAUUAAACGUGGCGCUCGAUGGAACAGCUCAAAUUAUCAGGAGGAAGAACAAGAUGGUCUGAUGAAGCAGUUCAGUGAGCUGAAAAAUCUGCUGAUCAAUAUCGAAGAUUUGCGAUUGAUUGAACCAAAGAUUUUUCUUGGGCCAUUUCUUGAAGUGAUUCGUUCUGAGGAGACCACCGGACAAAUUACAAGCCUCGCAUUAUCUGCAUUGAAUAAAUUCCUUUCGUAUGGCCUUAUAGAUCCGACUCACUCGACAAUUGCAACGACGGCCGAUAGCAUUGCUGAUGCGGUGACGCAUGCCCGUUUUGUUGGUUCCGAUCAGGCAUCGGAUGGUGUGGUCUUAAUGAAGGUUGUACAAGUGCUACGUACGCUCAUUCUCAACCCCGAAGGCAGUGCAUUAACCGAUGAAAGUGUUUGUGAAGUGAUGCUUAGUUGUAUUCGUAUUGUGUUUGAGCCACGUCUCAAUGAGUUGCUGAGACGAACGGCUGAACAGGUUUUAAAAGAUAUUGUGCUGUUGUUGUUUAUGCGUUUGCCACAAUUUGCUGAGGAACGUCAUACGGGUUUGAUACGAAAGCUAAAGAUGAUGUCAAGUGGCGGUGGCAUGGAAACAUCGGGUAAACGUCGACGAUCGACAAAAAGUUUAACCAAAACCAACACCUUACAACAUAGUAGUAAACCAAUAUCGAACGCAACAAAGAAUAUGCUCACUACUCCAGCGAUUCGAUGUACUGAAGCUAGUGAAGCAAAUACACCAAAGGCAUCGAUAACUGUCGAUAAUGCCACGGUCACACCAAACCAAGCACUGUUAAGUGUACAAAAAUCCAUUUUAGCCACAACACCAUCCACACCGCUUGUCGGUAAUAUUGUUGAUAUGCAAGGUAAAUUCAUGCAAACACCACAUCCAGAUGGUGACGAUAAAUGCGAUCCAAGCACGCUAAGCGAUUCAAAAAGUGACAACAAUGAUGGCGCCUCCAAUUCCAAUUCGGUCGACGGAACAAUCGAUGAAAAUGCCGAAAAUGAUGCAGACGUCGAAGACGAACCAACCAUCAAUAAUGAGAACAGUGCACAGCCAUCCAUUGUCAUUGAGAACAAAGAAGAAAACGCAAGUACUAGCCUAGAUGCAAAUCCCAUUGUAAAAGGUGAGGAUUUUGUUAAUUCUAUGGGAGUUAGAUUUACACCACAAACAGAAAAUGAAUCAAUGUCUGGCGCUACAUUGACACCAUAUGGGCUGCCAUUGAUACACGAGCUGUUGCGAUUUUUGAUAUCGCUGGUAAAUCCAUUGGACAAACAAAACUCGGAUGUUAUGAUCCACAUGGGAUUGAGUCUAUUGACCAUCGCCUUGGAAGUUGGAGCCGAUAGCAUCGGAAAGUAUGAUUCGUUACUCGAAAUGGUCAAAGAUGAUUUGUGCCGGAAUCUUUUUGCGCUUUUGAGUACGGAGCGUCUAACAAUUUUCGCAGCCGAUUUGCAAGUGUGUUUCUUGUUAUUCGAAUCGCAACGUAGCUGGCUGAAAUUCCAUUUAGAAUAUUAUUUGAAUAAAUUGGCUGAAAUAAUCGGCAGUGAAAAUCCACGAACGCCAUAUGAAAUCCGUGAACUAGCUCUAGACAAUUUGUUACAAUUCCUUCGAAUACCAUCGUUUGCAGCUGAAUUGUACAUCAAUUACGAUUGCAAUCUGUAUUGUACGAAUUUGCUGGAAGAUUUGGUAAAAUUGUUGUCGAAAAAUUCGCUAUCAGCAACACAGGCAAUUUACACCAUCCACGAUUUAUCGCUGGAUGGUUUGAUGACAAUUGUUGGUGAUAUCGAAAAGAAUUGCUCAAAGCAAGUGGUAAAGAACAGUUCCAGUGUAACCGUUGGCAUCGUUGGUGGUCACCACUCACGGAAUAAUUCGACUACCGAUAAAAUUACACUGGACCAUAAUAACAGCAGUGAUGUGAUGGUCACAACUAGUGGCGGCGAGGAGAGUGGUGCGAUUGAGUCUAUUCACAGUUUUAUGAACAAAAAGAAACCAUCCAAUGCCAAUAUCGAUACGAUUGAUGAAGGAUUAGCGGCGCAUGAGACUCAAAAUAAAUUUGAUGUCAUCACCCAUGAUCAACUGAUUGAAGUCAAAGAUAGAAAACGCAUUCUAACCCAAGGCACUGAACUGUUCAAUCAACGACCGGACAAAGGCAUUCAAUUUUUACAAGAAAAUGGAUACUUGAAGCCAGAACUUGAUCCAGCCGAAGUGGCACAUUUUCUACGUGAUAACUCAAGCCUCGACAAGAAAAUGAUCGGCGAAUAUAUUAGCAAAAAGAAGAAUGUGGAGAGUAAAAUUCUGGAGAAUUUCGUGAAAUCGUUCAAUUUCGAGAAUAUGCGCAUCGAUUUAGCGUUGCGACAAUACUUGGAAACGUUCCGUUUACCGGGCGAAGCGCCGCUUAUUUUCUUGGUGUUAGAACAUUUUGCCGAUCAUUGGCAUAAAAUGAAUGGCGAACCAUUCACCAACACUGAUGCCGCAUUCAGUCUUGCUUAUGCCAUUAUCAUGUUGAAUAUGGAUCAACACAAUACCAACGCAAAGCGUUUGAAUAUUCCCAUGUCGGCGGAUGAUUUUACGAAAAAUUUGCGCGGUGUGAAUGGCAAAGGUGAUUUUGAUCAAGAUAUGUUGAAGGGGAUAUUCGAUUCAAUUAAAAAUGAGGAAAUUAUUAUGCCUGCCGAACAAACGGGACUAGUGCGUGAGAAUUAUCUAUGGAAAGUGUUGUUGCGUCGAAAUAAAACCAAAGAUGGCCGUUAUUUGCGUGUGAAUGGCGCAUCGCUUGACAAAGAUAUAUUCCAAUUGGUGUGGGGUCCAACGUUGGCCGCACUCAGUUUCAUGUUUGAUCGAUCGUCCGUCGAAAGUACAUAUCAUAAAUCGUUGGUUGCAUUCACAAAAGGCGCCGCGAUCUCAUCACAUUUCAUGCUGCACGAUGAUUUCAAUGCGCUCAUUUUGACGCUGUGCAAAUUUACAACGUUAUUGAAUAAUUUGAAUGCUUCGAGUACGGACGCUGGUUUAGCGCACGUUGCAAAUCCAUCGGUGAACACGACGAAUGAAAUAUCGACCAGCGUUCAGUUUGGUUUGAAUGUCAAGGCUCAACUGGCAAUGAAGGGUGUAUUUGCAAUGGUUCACAAGCAUGGCGACUGUUUGCGAUGCGAUGGCUGGAAGAAUGUGAUCGAAGUCAUUUUGCAGCUGUUCAAAUUGAAGUUAUUACCAAAGAUUCUGAUGGAGGUGGAAGAUUUCUGCGAACCAAGCGGCAAAGUGACACUGAUUCUGGAGAAACCGUUGCAAAAGCAAGAGGUCGGUCUGUUCAGUAGUAUUUACAUGUAUUUGGCAUCAGAUGGCCAACGACAGCCCACGUACGAGGAACAGGAAAUCAUCAAAGUCGUACGAAAAUGUGUCCGAGAAUGCCAACUUGAUCAGAUUAUCGGCGAAUCGAAAUUCCUUCAUGUUGACGCACUCAAACAACUCAUUCAGUGUCUUUUGAAUUGGUUGAAACCACCAAGCGUUCCGAAAGCGGAAAACAUUUCUUACGCCGAAGACACAACCGUUUUCUUGUUGGAAUUCUUAGUGAAAAUUUUGAUACAAAAUCGAGAUCGGCUGCUGCCGUUGUGGUCAGAUUGUCGUGAUCAAAUUUAUCUACUGCUUUUGGGUAGCUCGUCUUAUGGUUACAAUUAUUUACUACUUCGAACAACCGUUGGCCUUCUCAAACUUGCCAUUUAUUUAAUGCGCAACGAAGACCUUUGUCCCGUGGUGUUGCAAAGCUUGAAAAUGUUUUUACUCCUCAAUCCGAACAUCAUACUGAAAAUAUCUAAACAAAUUUCCACCGGAUUGUAUGAGCUACUCAAAACAAGUGCGCAAAAUAUUCACACCGAAAGCGAUUGGGAUAUAAUAUUCACGUUAUUGGAAUGUGUUGGCGCUGGCGCAAUCCCGGCUGAUUACGAAGAAUCAUUGACAUUGACACAAGCCUAUCUAGGAGCAAAAUCUGAGGGAGCAUUGAGCAGUGGCGAAGAGGAAUCAGCAUCGGCUGCAAUAGCACAGGCUCGUGGUUAUAUAUCUGAUCCAGAGAUAUCGACGCGUCUGCACACCGAUACAACGGCUGCAGCCGCUAAAACACCAACACAAGAGAACUGGAUCAUCGUGAAUAAUAAGGAUUCGGAUGUGACGGUUACAUCGCGUCCAAACUCACCCAUUCAUUCGCUCGUUUAUCCAUGUAAAUUGAUGCGGCAUUCAACAUUUGCAUUGGUUAAAUGCUGGGACAGUUUGGCGUUUAUCGUUCGUAAUGUGGCCCAUAUAACGCCGUACAAUUUCGAAAGCUGUGUUAAAUGCAUUCGAACAUUUGUCGAAGCAUCAAUAAAUGGUGGCAAUCUGAAUCCAAAUGCUUCGGUAAAUCGAAAACCACAUCAUAACCGGAAUCCUAGCCGAAAAGUCAGCCACAAACGACGCGAACAAUUGCAGGCGAAUAACGGCGGUGUGGCCAAUGCAAGCGCACCGAGCGCUGAAUAUCCAUUGCUACAUGACAGUGAUGAUGAGAACGAGGAUGGUGAGCUAUUGCAACGCUACGAAACGAUUUCCAUCCAGUUGCUCGAUUUGAUGCACACACUGCAUACAAGAACCGCUCAAAUAUUCCGCUGGUGGGCCGAAGAAAAUGGCUCAUUGCCACAGGGCUCACGACUAUGGAGCAUUGGGUGGUGUCCAAUUCUACAGGGAAUCGCAAGAUUGGCCACUGAUCAACGCAAACAAGUUCGAACAAGUGCAGUCACGUGGUUGCAACGAUCGUUGCUGGUUCAUGAUCUACAUACACUGACUGGACCCGAAUGGGAAUCAUGCUUUAAACAGGUACUAUUCCCACUUCUGUAUGACUUGUUGACUGAAGUGCCAACGGUUAAUAUUACGGGCAACGUUCUUGAGGAAUCACGCAUGCGAACGGCAACUAUCAUGUCGAAAGUGUUCUUACAUCAUUUGACACCAUUGAUAACACUGGCGAGUUUCAGCGAAUUAUGGUUGGAUAUUUUGGAUUAUAUUGAGAAAUUCAUGCGAGUCGGAUCGGAUAUGCUGCACGAGGCAAUGCUGGAGAGCUUGAAAAACAUGCUGUUGGUUAUGCAUUCGGUUCGUGUAUUCCACAACAAUGAUGGUGUGACGCAUUCGCCGCUGUGGGAGCUAACAUGGAAACGUGUCAAUCAAUUUUUGCCAAAUUUAAAGGAAGAACUGUUUGAUAAAGAGCCAAUGUUGUCGAAUCGUGGACAGAUGGAGUCUGCGCCAAGGUCACAGGUUGUGAGUCCAAGCUCACCACCGCUGGUUCAAAAUGUACAUUCGAUUCCGUCGAUUUCCAGCCCAAAUCAGCUGCAAUCACUGAUAAAUCCGAAUCAACUUGUGAAUAGUGCGUUACAACAGCAACAGCAGUUCCAACAGCCUCAGCAACAAGAAUUGCAACAUCAUCAACAACAACAACAACAACAACAAGCAACAUCGCAACAGCAACCUUUGUCCGCGCAAUCAAUUCCAAUCAGUAGUAUUAUUCUAGAACCACCGCAGAACACUUUCGUUCACCCGAGUAUUUCAUUAGUGAGUGGUGUCGAAGCACAGGCACAACCACAGAUCGUACCGCAGCAACUAGAGCACCAAAAUAUGUCCCAAAUCCAACAGCCAUUAAUACCAAGUUUUGUGCCUCACGUCGUGCCUGCCCCAGUUGAAGUGCAGUCAACGAUGGAACCUCCAGUGACCGUUUCACCAGCACACAGCCAACCAACACUGAUUGAGCAGACGAUUCCAUCCGAUCAAAUAGCAGCUGCGAUACAAUCAAAUUUGCCCGUUGCAUCGACUCCUGAGUCAAAUGAAUUAUAUGCCAAUUUUAAUACAUAUUGUGACAAGAGUCCGUGUAUUAAUCCGAAUUUUUCCAAGAUUAUUGAUUUGCCAGUGACGCCAUCGCCGCCGCCAAUCACCGAAGAACCAUCCGAAAAUAGCAUCGAUGAGUUGGCAUCGUCACCGAGCAAAACAAACGACCAAUCGCCAGCGCAUAUCGAAAAGCCAUUUGAGAGUCAAGAACCAAAAGUACCCCUAAGUCAUUUAAUUGCCACGAAUCAAUAUCCAAGCCUAAAUCGAAUUCCACCGGCGAAUAUUGUGCAAAGUUUUGCACCAGUUUACAAUCAACAGCAUUCAAACCAGCAAUCAUAUGCGGCCUGCAAUGAAAACGAAGAUCUUUACAGUUCAUACGUGAAUAAUCCAUACAAUUUGACGUUGCACGUUGAACAAAGUUUUAGCAACACUUCACCGACCACAACCAAUCAACUAUCUAGCGAGCAAUCAAGUGUCACCGCAACUGCUAGCAAUUUAAAUGUUUUCCAAUCGGUCAACUACUUUGGUGCAGCUUCGGAUGCACCCAUUCCACCGGGAUCAGAGAUGCUCUUCGGAAGUCCGUAGGAUAUAAUGUGCAACAUAACAUGAACAGGAACUGUAAAUUUGAUUUUAUUUCUUGAAAUUGGCUGCUCUAUCUUUGAUCAUGAAUAAAUAGAAGAAAAAAAUGCGCAUCAAAGAUCGAGCACUCGUUUCUCCUGACCAGAGCUUAGGAGUUACGAUGCGUUUAUUUAUACGUUGAUUAUAUGUAUACAUAUAUUUGUUUUUAUAUUCGUUACAAAAAAAACUCUUCUUUUUUUUCUUGCGGCAUAUUUGGUUUGCGUUUCGUUUCCUCAUUCAUUUUAAGUCAAUCGUUCGAACUUUCACGGCAUGCUGAAUAAAGUUCGAGCAUUGUUUUUUGAAAGAAAAAAGAUACAAUUUUGAAUGCAGUCUUAGUUCAUAUCAAAUGAUAGAAUAUAUUUAAAUAAACAAACGACAUGAAUGAAAAGUGAGCAAUUUUUUUUAUUCCAUACGUAAGCUCAUCAUUUCCAGCUACUAUUUAUACAGUGAACAAAUGAACGAUUUUUUUAGCCGACGAUGAUAUAGUAUAAACAUUCCCAGGGUCGUCUUUUUUUUAAAUGUCUGCACAUUCAACUAAAAAAACAAAUUUCGAGGAAACGUGUACUAAAUAUUAUUUAUGAACAUUUCAAAUAAGAUGAUGGAUAUCUCUUUAGUGUGAAAAUUCGAUAUAUUAAUAAAUUCGAACAUAAAUACAUUAUUUACACAUAUGAAAUGAA
Molecule: messenger RNA, 7595 nt
Organism: Sitodiplosis mosellana (orange wheat blossom midge)
Lineage: Eukaryota; Metazoa; Arthropoda; Insecta; Diptera; Cecidomyiidae
Gene: garz
Product: Golgi-specific brefeldin A-resistance guanine nucleotide exchange factor 1
Exons: 13
Coding region: 403-6885 (2160 amino acids)
Biological process (GO): regulation of ARF protein signal transduction
Molecular function (GO): guanyl-nucleotide exchange factor activity
Source: RefSeq, a predicted model, not a curated record